Molecule: messenger RNA, 1731 nt
Organism: Seriola dumerili (greater amberjack)
Lineage: Eukaryota; Metazoa; Chordata; Actinopteri; Carangiformes; Carangidae
Gene: unc119c
Product: protein unc-119 homolog A-like
Exons: 5
Coding region: 88-858 (256 amino acids)
Biological process (GO): negative regulation of caveolin-mediated endocytosis; negative regulation of clathrin-dependent endocytosis; mitotic cytokinesis
Cellular component (GO): spindle pole; spindle midzone; centrosome
Molecular function (GO): lipid binding
Source: RefSeq, a predicted model, not a curated record
CACACUUUGCAAACAGACACUUUUAACAAAUUGAGCCUGAUUCAAUCAGAAUAUUUGCCUGACAGAAGCAGGAGUUGGUAAUGCCAGAUGGAGAGCCAGGAAGAAACCACGACAGGAAAUGGCGAGGAGUGCCAGAUACAGAAUGGGGAAAGUGAAGAGCAGCAGGAGGAGGGAGGGGAGACGGAUGAAGAUAUGGUGGUCGAUGGAGGCAUGGAGGAUUGGAACGGGUUUAUUUCAGGGGGGGCCGCACUGGGUGAAGCAGAGGAAGGGGAGGUGGUGGAUGAAUGGACACCAGGUGAACCAGUAACCCCGCAACAUGUCUUAUGGCUGAACAGUUACACUAAGGAGUACCUGUGUUCUCCAGAGGACAACAUCUACAACGUGAACUUCUCCCGCUUCAAGAUCAGGGACCUGAGCAGUGGAGCAGUCAUCCUGGACAUCAAGAAACACCGUCCAACAGAAAUUCAAGAUGUCAUUGAACUUGAUACAAGCAGAUUCAUCAGGUACUACUUCUCCCCUGCCUUCCUGACCCUCAGGGAGAUAGGAGCCACGUUGGAGUUCACAGUGGGCAGCAGGGCUCUGAACCGCUUCCGUCUGAUCGAGAGACACUUCUUCAGAAACCUCCUGCUCAAGACCUUUGACUUUGAGAUCGGCUUCUGCAUCCCACACAGCAGGAACACCUGUGAGCACAUCUACUGCUUACCUGACCUGGAUCCAGACACAGUGGAGGAGAUGAUCGCCAACCCGUUUGAGACACGCUCGGAUAGUUUUUACUUUGUCAACAACAAGCUGAUCAUGCAUCACAAAGCCGAGUACUCCUUCAGCCCACAAACAGAGACGGACACGUCCAGCGAGUAGAGACACAGGUCUUAGUACUGACUCACGCUGUACCUGCUCUGUACAAGGGUUUGACCGGACACAAAGAAAAUCUCCACCCAGUUUCUGCUGAGGGACAAACCAUGAACAAGAGAAACAUGAAUACUGUUACUGACACUCUCAUCCAGCUUACUUAGACCUUAUGAUUAAUGUGUGUAGUUAAUAAAUCAUAUGUACAGUUACUUGUUGUGUCCAUUGCAACGACAUUUCUUUGCCUUUCUGUCAAUGAAAUUCAGCGACUAUGUCCUUCACACCCAAAGACAUAUGGAAAUCUUUUCAGUGAUGUCACCCAGUUUAGGCCACGCCCCUCUAUGAAAACAUGUAAAAACAGAAACCAGCCCUCGUCAUUCUCCUGACCACCACAGAUAUACAGAUUCAGCUUUUUAACAUCGUCACCCAUAAUUCAAAGGCCCACCGUGGCAGAUGUUAUGAUGUUGGAUUUCAGUGUAUUUUGUGAAGUGAGCAUAUUGAAGCUAAAGUGUUGAGUUGCUCUGUAGAUGUUUUACACAGAAUGUUUUUAUAUAAAUGCAAACACAUUAGAGUUUAGAUACAGUACAUACACAAUGACAGUACAUUACUGACCUAACAGUGUAAUAUAAGCUAAUAUAAGCUGAACUAAAGACACUGAGUCUGACUCAAUGCAGAUGAUGUGUGACACAUUGUGCACAAAUGUUUGUUUGAUGUUGAAUCUGAAUCUCAGAAUUUAGUUUUGUACAUGUAAUAAUGUUACUGCUGAAAAGGAAGCAGAAGAUUCUGAUCAUGUAUUUUGCUUUUAUUGUCAUGGUUAUCAUCCCAUUAAAAGCGUCUACUGUCACAGAGAGAUGAAGUCCUGAUGUAAAAUGAACAAACUCAUUA